Messenger RNA from Sphaeroforma arctica JP610, 2704 nucleotides. RefSeq lists its product as hypothetical. Gene Ontology annotation, biological process: tRNA-type intron splice site recognition and cleavage. Lineage: Eukaryota; Ichthyosporea; Ichthyophonida. The transcript has 3 exons. The record is from RefSeq and is a predicted model, not a curated record. The coding region runs from base 1 to 1101 and encodes 366 amino acids. Gene Ontology annotation, cellular component: tRNA-intron endonuclease complex.
AUGACGCUGCCCAAGCGGAGUGCAAAAGGAAGUGAACCUUUGCAAUACAUUAGUAGUAUCGCAAAAGGAGCAGAUUUGCGGUGUGACGAUCCGGACGAAGGUGAAGUUCCUCUUAUACUUGCCACUGAGUGGGCUGCUCGCGCAAGAUUCGUGCGCACAAAGACUAUCAAAGCCAUGUCUAUCGCCGUGUGGCACGAAGAGUUGAGAAUGGCCGAGGUUGUCGCCGCAAGCGGGGCCUUCAUUGGGCCUAUGGCGCUGCACGCUCGAGGGAUGGAACUGUUGACGCCAGAGGAAGCGAUGUAUCUGGCUGAGAAGCGAGAACUGGAAAUAUUUGUGGCUGAAUCUAAAAUACCUCUGUCUUUAGAGCAAGCACGUAUUCUACUGCUGCAGAGUGUACCAUCACAAAUAUACAAGACAUAUGGGUACCUCAAACGAUUAGGUUUUGUGGUGCGACAACACAAUGUUGAUCGAUGGCGUGAAAUAUCAACUGCCGAUAGAGCAAAGGCCUUGUUAGAUCCGAGUGCAAAGGAUCAACCGAAUGACGCCGCUCAUAGUUGCGGAAGUACAGAUAAAAAACCAGUGGAUAUGCAAACAAGUUCUCUGGACAAAUGCAAAGGUGUACCUCCAGCUGUGUCGACAGAGUCACCAACAUUAUCGGGGAUAGAUGCAUCGGAAGUAUCGUCGGACAUAAUACCAGAGGAAACACAGAAAGAGAUCGGAAUCACUUCUCAGCCAUCUAGGCCUAAUGUCAGUAGUUCAGCCGAAAUUAAGGAAGAAGGGGAUAGUCAAACCAAAACGACCAAGGCUCGGAAUGAUAAGCCGGUGCUGGAACCGUUUGAGCUUCCCCUGAGACCUUGCACUGUGUUUCACAUGGAUGUCUGGAUCAAGCCUAGCAGUUUCAAGCGUUCGAGAGCCAGUCGCCCGGACUUUGUAGUCCGAUGUAUAUUAUACAACGAGGAUUCCGUCUCGCGUGACUUCCUAAAGCAAACCAGGGAAUUGUGUGAUGGUAUCCCAGUUCGUGUGGCGGCGGUAGCCGAAGGGACCGUUAUGUUUUUCUCUACUUUAUUCAAAGGCGCGCGAUUAGAAUAUGGAUCUGCUUAGCUCGCUAUAUUUCUCGUCAAUAUAUAGCAAGAUCACAAAUAUGCAGAGUGGUAACGGGACCAAAUUUACCUGCGGGUAUGUGUGUUGGGUGGGUAGGAGCGAAUCGACAUAUAGUACAAAUGGUAUGUAUAAACAGUCUACAACCGAGUAGACCAUCGCCAGCAUUUCGAAACAUGUUAUACCUAUGCACGUGCCAUCACGGGGGGGGCAUGAGUCAUGGCUUUCUGCUUCUUCUGGGCCUUUUCUCUCUUGCGCUUGCAACAGCAUACAAGCGCAAAUAUUAGUGCGAUCGCAAUCAGAACGCCAAAGACGAUACCCACAAUUGCCCCGGCGGACAUUGAUCCGCCGGAUGAUAUGGAGUCGUUGCUCAACUCAGUGAUGGCUGCGUCUCUGAAAUCGGUCUCUACACAUCCCACGUUGUCGGGCGCACAAGAACAUAGGUCGUCGUUAGCGACAUAACCGAUCAUGCAUACCUUCUGCCCUGUCUUGACAUCGCACACAUGAGAUGGGCCAGAGACGCACUUCACGCUGCAAUCCUCUGUGUAGUAGUUUGCCUUGCACAGCAAAUCACCAUUCUUAUCGCAGGUGGUCGAUUCGGUCUGUGUGCACUCUUUAUCACACUCAUCGCCAAAAAAACCAGCGUGACAAACCUUGUUUCCAUCGAUAUCACAGGAGUACGCCUCUGAUUCUUUGCAAACAACUAAGCAAUCUGGCAGAACAUGGAAACCUUCGCGACAGAUAUCUUCCCCAGUCGCGCUAUCACAGUAGACAUUAGUAGAAUUACGGCACCCUAUUGAGCAGUCCUCACCCCCAAAUCCGGGGUUGCAUCUCAGUUCACCUUUACCGUUACAGUACAUGUUGGGACUGGUAGGCUCGCAGGCGAUCUGACAAUCGCCGCCGUAGAAGCCGUAAGGGCAUGUCAGCUUCACCAGUGCAUCCACUGCUGGUGCAUCAAAUAUCUGCCAUGACUGGAAAUCGUCGAACGAGAAGCACUGCACAGAGGGCUGACCUAGAGCCUCGGGUGCACCCUCGUGAUCGUGGAAUGGACUGAUCUUCAUGAAGAUGUCUUUGGGUAUAUCGCUAUCGGCCGUAAUGUUGACAAAGAAGUCAAAGUCGGCGGUGAGAACGUCUUCCAGCACAUCGGUAGCUGAGUUGUACAAAUCGCACGCGACAGCGUCAUUAACCUCGGGACAACUGCCAGAGGGCUUAGUUCCGAUGCACACAUGCAGGAAAGGGUUGCACCAGGCACCUCCACUUGCACAUCCACCCUGGCACUGCGGUGACGUUAAACUGGGCUGGUUGCACUCGAAGGUUCCAACAUCACAGUCACAUCUCGAAGUAGUGUAGGAGUUCACCUUCACGAGAAUAUUACCCGCGAUGGAGGAUCCUACAAAGGCGGAUACUAUGGCCGCUGCAAACUUCAUAAUUAUUAUAGGCUUGUUACUUUUGGCGUGUGUGUAACUAACUCAGAACUAAGAAGCUAUGAUUCCGUAUAGCAUAGGAUCCAAGGUCAAAUAUAAAAAGAUUGCAAUAAAAAGAUCUAAAAAUUCUCCUCAGUAAGACGUAAAGCCGUAUUUAAGUCCGUAAGGUAGUAAAUAGCCGG